UUAUGCUAUAUAUUAUUCUAUUAUUUGCAAAAAACAAAAAUAAAUUUCUAAGGAAAGAAUGAAAUAUUCAAUAUAGUUUAAUACGUUUAAUAUAUUUAUGCAUUCUUCUAUAGAAGAAUUGGAAGCACAAUACGGAAGCCUGUAGAGCUGCAACCCGCACAACAGAGGUGCAUAUUAUGGAAAAUAGAUCUACAGUGCGUCGGUCGUGCACUCUGUUUCAGCCUAACUCAACUAUCUCGCUCUCGCACUCAUUAAGUCGAUGCAGCGUCGGCAAAGAUCAAAGCUCGUCUUCUACAGAGGACCGCUUAAUACUGGGUGGCGAGUUAAGAGUGUCGUAAAAAUUAUUAACGGUCCCUCCGCACGUUGUGCCUUAUCGCCAGAUCAGCAACUGCAAUAAGGUGUAUUCAUCGAAGCCGCCACCACAAUAUGCAAUGACAUUUCUUUUUCACUUUCGUUUUGCUUUAUUUUUAUUAGUUGAAAUUUUUAUAAUAAGAGAUCUUAGAAAUAAUGGAAAAAGAAGAGACUAAUAUAAAUAGUAUAAUUUGAAUAAAUUAAAGCGAAAAUCCAACGGAUAAUUUGUUUUCACGAUUAAUUUAUGAUUAUCGAAGAAAAAAAAUAAAUGGCUGUUUAAAAACUUGUAAAAUUUCGAUACGAACGAUAAUUUUGCAAGAAUAAAAAAUAGAUCACCCGUUUUAUUCGCGACAUCGCUUGUAUCAUGCUUGGAUAUUACGUUACGCAAACAAAUGUCGAUGUUUGCACGCUUAACACGAAAUAAUAUACUUUUAAUUUUAACGUCGUAUAAAAUUAUAUCUUUUAUUUAAUCUUUUAUUAGAUUUUUCAUUAUCGAUCUGAAUGAUUAAUCUGAAAAAGAGCAUUGUUUUAUUAAUUUCGAAAAUUCAGAGACAAUCGAUGGAAACAAGAUCCCUUGGGAUCAAAGAGCAAAAUAAAAAUAUAACUGUCCGUAUCGGAAUCGAAAAUCGUCUUGUAUUUGGUGGAACAGUGUCGGGCUUAGUAUCGCAGUGGGUGGUCGCGUAUUUAUACAUUACCUUUUUCGAUCUGCUAGUUCGUUUCGCUCUCUCUUUCUCCCUUUUAUUUAAUUUUCUCUAUCUGUUAUCUCUUUCUCACUUCUACAGUUUUAUUCCUCUCUUUUUUUUCAUACGCUGGUCCUUCAUUACAUACGCGAUCCCUGUACAUGUGUAUUAAUCUUGAGCCGGUGUGGGACUAUCCAACCAACGUUUUGGCAUGCACACACGCAACAUGGGAAUGGGUGUACGAUGCCUAAUGAAGUCGCAUCGUUAUGCAGAUAUUAUGAAGACAGUUACAGCCGCCAAUCAAAUCAUAACAGUGGCAGGAGAGACACAUAUAAUCAAUUAUGCAGAUUUGCUUUAGUGGCGAUGGCCAAGAAACGAUUGCUGGUGAAGUAAUAAACUGUUGUAUUUCCGGUCCCGAUUAAUAUUGCCGAGAGUAGCAGCGAUUCCGAUCUCUAGAGAGAUCCGUAAAGAAGUCAUGUUUACGUUCGGUACACAUCGGUGGCUCUCUUCCGCUCGUCUUCAACUCUCUACCGCACCGUCGACCGCGUUCACUGCUCUUCAUGAAUCGUUCGAGUCUUCUCUACUAACACAGAAUGCAACAAGCGUAUACAAAACUUCUUAAGACCGUGUAGAAGCAAUGACGAGGAGAGAAGAUCGAGAGAGAAACUGGAGAAGAAAGAAAAGAAGAUGCUGCGGCGAUCUGUAAGCGACGGUUGUGUGCCUCGUGCGUGUCACGUAGCUCUUCUCGUGUGUGGGUAAUGUUUUUGCUCGAGGGGAAAUGGUACCGCGUGUGUGGUCCUGCGUCGUACUCCCUGCACCCCUUGUGAUGGCACAUCGCCGUAUCCUAGCAACGUAGAACGCCACGCCGAAUCAGCCAAUCACGAAUAAGUUCCGAUCACUUCGGUUGAAAUCGGCUUAUUUCGGUUCCGACGUCAUCGGUACCUGCAGUAACGUAUCGUUCUACCGCGAAAAUCAGGAUAUGCACACCGAUCUCGGCGAGUGGCGCCGUUGGAGGGGGGCCGUCAACUAUGGCCGGCGCAGAAGGCAGGCCACGAAAGAAAUGUGGCACCGCAUUUCGCUUAGUACGGACUUAGACUGCUCUAAGUGGCGGUCGUGUACGCCGGUGUCCGAUCACGACAACGACGACGACAACGACGACGUCGUCGUUUCAGAACGCGUGACAGAGAGACUACCAGACUUUAACGAGAAUUUCCAGCUGCCUCUGCUGGACUGUGGAACACUCUCGUUCUCUCACGUCGCCUACGCCUUCUUGCGUAAACCGGAUGCUCGUCAUUGCCGCGCUUAUACGAAUUCGGUAGUCGUGGCGAAUUUCUUUGAACGCAAUGUGAAUAUUCGAACGAGAUCUAACUGUGUCAAGUGACAAUGAUCGUGACAGUGACACUGAAGUGUGCGUAGUUACAUGCCACGCUAUUAUCGUGCGUAUAGAAAGACAGUGAAUUCAAUCAUCGUCAAGGCUGAAACUUAUGUGUUUAUUUUGUUCCUGUGACAUAAAAAAAAGGCACAUGUAUAGAGGAGCGUGGCUGUUUCCCGCGAAAACAUCGUAAGAUCGACGACAAUCUUCUCUCGAUUGUCGCGUGAUAUUUCAAAACAAGCAAACUCGCGUGUGCGCCCUCGUGCUUGUCGGCGAUACUGUGAAUCCCGCGAGAGGGAGAUACAGAAAGAGAGAGGGAGUACGAAAGAUCCCGCAUCCAAGUAGAAAAAGCAAAAGAGAGGGAUAGAGAAAGAGACAGAACGAAGAGACGAAUCGGUGAGGAAGGAGCAGUCACGUAUUUACUCUUCUACGGUGGUACGAAGCUAACCUAAAAACCGAUACUCGGUCCGUUUUGUGCGUAUACCAUCGAUGGGCACAAUACAGCCGCGCAUGCGCAGAAGAAAUUGUGUGUACCUCGUGCGCGAAUUUCGAUUACUGUGCUCAUCGCGUGUAUACGCUAUCGACAAAUUGCGCGGUAAACAAGAUUUACCAAUUGAACGUGUGCUGUGACAAGUGUUUCUAGAAAGAUUCGUGUAAAAAAAUUACGUGCAACCACGAUAACAAGUGUACAGAGUGAUAUCGAUAUUUUCUUUUUUCUCUUUUCUUUCGUGUUCGUGCCUUGUUCGUGCUUUUUAAAGUCCGUGUCGCGUCGUACGGUAAAACGUUACGAGUAAAACGAGAGGGGAAGAAAAAACCGAGACAAGUCAAAAAGAAACGUCACGUUGGAGGGGAGUAAUAUAAAAAUAAUCAUACUGCGAAUUGUGCCAGGGCGAAUGUAUGACGGAUCAUGGUUUCUGCGUCCGGCCCCACAGGGAUCCUAGCGGGACGCCCUUCCGGUUCUCAGUGCUUUCAAGGUUCGCAAUCAUCACAGAAUGGAAGUGUUACGAAAAAUCAUAACGAGAAGAAUAUUAAAAACGUCGAUAACGCGAAGCAACGACACGAAUCGGACCUUUAUAUCAGGCCAAGUUGGACCGAUGCAGCGAUAGCGUUGGAUCAACUCGAAAAGGGCAAAGCGGAAGGUCAAAGGUCUGCGGUGUGGAUCAGGGCAAGGCUGCAGGAUCAGCUGAGUCAGCUGGGCUACUUCCUGCAGAGGCACGCAGGCAAGGUUCUCUUUCUUGCGAUCGUCGCAUUGGCUACAUUCUGUGUCGCUCUCAAAUCCGCUCAAAUUCACAGCAAGGUCGAACAACUCUGGGUGCAAGAAGGCGGAAGGUUGCAAAAAGAGCUGAGCUACGCUUCGGAAGCAUUGGGUGAAGCAGCUGCCUCGACGCAUCAACUCGUGAUUCAGACACCCAAGGAUCCUGGAGCGAAUAUUUUGCACCCUGCCGCACUCAAGGAACAUUUAGCGAUCCUGAAGGCGGCGACGCAGGUCACCGUACGCUUAUUCGAUACCACGUGGAAGCUGAAAGACAUGUGUUACGCGCUCAACAUACCCAACUUCGACAUGCACUACAUCGACCAGAUCUUCGAUAGUAUUAUGCCGUGCGCAAUCAUUACACCCCUCGAUUGUUUCUGGGAAGGUAGUAAGCUGCUGGGACCAGAAUACCCUGUGCACAUACCCCGGACGCAGACGCACAAGCCUGUCCAAUGGACGAAUCUCAAUCCAUCGGGGAUGCUCGACGAGAUGAAGAAACUCCAGUUCAUGUUUCCCUUCAAAACUUUGGAGGACUACAUGAAGAGGGCCGGGAUAACGAACGGCUACCAAAGCAAGCCUUGCCUCGACCCAACGGACCCGGAGUGUCCGGAAACCGCGCCCAACAAAAAAUCCCAGCAGGUACCGGAUAUAGGGGCCGAAUUAACGGGUGGGUGUUACGGUUUCGCGGCGAAAUAUAUGCACUGGCCCGAGGAGUUGCUCGUCGGUGGUGCCAAGCACAAUAAGACUGGUCACUUGACCCGUGCAGCUGCGCUUCAAACCGUUGUGCAGCUGAUGGGAGAGCGAGAGCUUUACGAUUUCUUCCACCGCACGUACAAGGUACAUCAUAUCGAUUGGUCCCAGGAGAAGGCUGCCCAAGUGCUCAAGACCUGGCAACGGGCUUUCAGCAAUCAAGUGAAGAAGCAUCUGGACGCGAAUGACUCGACGCCGUACAGUUUAUACGCGUUCAGCACGACCACCAUGAACGACAUUCUUGGAAAGUAUAGCGAGGUGUGCGUCACGAAAAUCGCUAUUGGAUGCGCAUUGAUGAUAUUGUACGCAGGUAUAGUCCUUCUUCGAUGGAAGGAUCCAGUGCGUUCCCAAGCUGGGGUCGGUAUAGCCGGUGUGAUGCUAAUCUGCGCGACCGUGGCGGCAGGUUUGGGGUUCUGCGCCCUUCUGGGGAUCCCCUUCAACGCGGCAACCACUCAGAUCGUCCCGUUCCUAGCUCUGGGACUCGGUGUUCACGACAUGUUCCUACUGACGCACACGUACGCCGAGCUUUCAGUGAACGAAGUGCCUAGCGGGGAGCAGACAGGGGUAGUGUUGAAACGAACCGGCCUAUCCGUACUUCUCGCGGGAAUCAGCAACGUGUCGGCGUUCUUUGCCGCGGCUAUAAUCCCGAUCCCCGCGCUCAGAGUGUUCUGUCUGCAAGCUGGUAUACUGUUACUCUUCAAUCUGGCCGCCAUGCUGCUCGUUUUCCCGGCUAUGGUCAGUUUGGACUUGAGAAGACGCCGUUCCGGCCGUUCCGACAUACUUUGCUGCUGUUUGCCCUCGAACACGGGCAGAAACAAGUACGCCCAUCGUGCUUGCAACGGGACGGCGAAACAAACGGUGACUAGGGCGAUUCCACCCGAGCGUCGCGAGACUUGCACGCAAAUUUUGACGUCGCAAAACGUGCAGAACGAGGCCUGGGUUGGAGGAAACAUCGAGGUGGAUUUGGACAAACAGUGCAGCGAGGAGGACACCCUGACUGGGUGCAGCCAGGACGAUUGCCUCAGCUUCUCCCUGACGCAACUGGCUGCAAGGCACUACGCCCCGUUCGUUACCAGACCGGCGACCAAAGUGUUUGGAAUGAUGAUUUUAGUCGCAGUGCUGGUUGGCAGUGUUUGGCAAGCUAUAAGGGUAAACGAUGGCCUAGAGUUAACGGAUCUGGUUCCACGUAACUCCAAUGAACACGCUUUCCUAGCUGCCCAAGCGAAGUAUUUUGGAUUCUACAACAUGUACGCUGUUACUCAGAGGGAAUUUGAGUAUCCUAAUAAUCAAAGGUUGCUGUACGAGUAUCAUGAUGCCUUUAUGAGGAUAAAGAACGUGAUCAAGAACGAUAACGGUGGUCUGCCCGAGUUCUGGUUGAGUUUGUUCAGAGACUGGUUGAAGGGAUUGCAAAGCGCGUUCGACAAGGAUUACAGCAAUGGUUGUAUCACCCAGGAAAGAUGGUACAAGAAUGCGAGUGACGAUGCAAUUCUGGCGUAUAAAUUGUUGGUACAAACCGGUCAUGUAGACAAUCCUAUAGACAAGUCGUUAGUCACUCAAGUCAGGCUAGUCGAUUCUGAGGGAAUUAUCAAUCCACGUGCCUUUUAUAAUUAUCUAAGCGCAUGGGUAUCGAACGACGUUUUGGCAUAUGGUGCUUCCCAGGCGAAUUUAAGGCCUGAGCCCAGACAAUGGAUUUAUACCAACGAUCACGAGUUGAAAAUUCCAAAGAGCAUGCCUUUGACUUAUGCACAAAUGCCGUUCUAUCUGCAUAAACUUACGGAUACACAGGAAAUCACUGAAUUGAUCAGUAGUGUGAGAAAAUUGUGCAAAAAAUUCGAGGAACGAGGCCUACCGAAUUUUCCUUCUGGUAUACCAUUCCUUUUUUGGGAACAGUACAUGGAUUUAAGAAAUUGUUUGGGCAUUGCACUAUUGGCUGCUUUAACCGCCAGCGUUGUUGUUGUUGGAAUAUUGUUGCUGAAUUUUUGGGCAGCUUUGUUAGUUGGUUCUUCUCUUGCUGCUGUGGUUCUACAACUCCUUGGAAUUAUGGGUCUUUGCGACAUAAAAUUGAGCGCUGUUCCUGCUGUCCUGUUGGUUGUUAGCGUUGGAAUUGCCGUACACUUUACAGUACAUAUUUGUCUGAGUUUUGUCACGAGCAUUGGAAGCAGGGACAGAAGAGUCCGUUUAGCUCUGGAACACAUGUCCGCACCUGUAAUUCACGGGGCAUUGACAAUUUUAUUGGCAGUCGUGAUGUUGGCCUUUUCCGAGUUCGAUUUCAUCAUCGUUCGAUAUUUUUUCUUAGUGUUAUUGUGCCUUAUUGGGAUCGGUUUAGUGAAUGGAUUAUUCUUUUUCCCUAUCUUGUUGUCUUUCAUUGGACCAUCUCCAGAAGUGAUACCCAAUGAUCAUCCGGAUCGUAUUUCCACGCCGACUCCACCUGCCUCGCCAAUCGUCAGAAGAUCAAAGCCGCCUGCGCCUCCCAGAAGAUCGUACAAAAUUGAUAACGCCAGGUUACACGCUGAACCUUCUCUCACAACUAUUACCGAGGAACCAAAUUCAUGGCACAGUACCCAAGAAUCUUGUAUUAUUGUUCAGCCAGAAUUGAAAGUUGAAACGACGUCAACUUGUGGUAAUCAGAAUUGUAGCGGAUCAGAUACAAGUGGAUCUAGUCGAAUGUCACCAGUGACAUCAACAUCUCACAUCACAACUAAGGUCACUGCGACGGCUAAUAUAAAAGUUGAAGUUCAUACACCGCUAACUAUAGGUACAGUGGAUCGUAGCGAAAAAUGCAGGCACACGACUUCCAGUAGCCGAAGGAGCUCGCGCUGCAGUGCGAACGUUAAUGGUGGGGAGUCUUCCGGUUCCGGUUCUGAACCGGAUUCAGACUCUAAUCCAAAUAAACACUAAUAAUAAGUACCGGGACGACCGGCAGCUACUGCUCAAAUACCAUGCAAAGCGGGAACAUACAGAAGGCUGACUAGGAUAGAUUUAUAGUUCUUUUUCUUCUAUCUCUUUUAGUAGAACGUAUAAUGAUGUGCGGGUACCCAAAAUUUAAAUAAUAAUGGCUCUAUUCGAGAUAGGUUCGCGUAAAGUUUCUACAUAAACAUGGUAUGUAUCAACUUUCUCAAUCGUUCGUAAAUUAAAUAACACGAAAGAAUUUCCUCAUUGUUUUAAUUUUAAGAAAAUACUGCGGACAAAUUUCGAACAACGUGAAAAGCCAAUAAUUAAAGUUUACCAGGUACUCUCACAUCGUUAAUAACACAACGUGCUUAUCUUCUUCGAAAAAAACAAAAGUAUUAUAACUCAGAAGUACUGAAUCGAUACGCACAGUGAUACGUGUAUAUAAAUGUUCUCAAAGAUGCAUUUAUAUUUGUAUCAUACAUUCAAUGCGGGCCAUAUGUACGAAUGUUUGUCACUUUAUUUUAACGUAUUGAAUGUUUGAUAAUUUAUUGAAUUAAAAUAAAACAAUAUUUUUAAUAAAUCGACCACGUCAAAGAAAAUGCUUUACUACGCUCUGUGGUAUACGACAGUUUCCGUGAAACUAUAAGGAUAUUAUUUUACUAGAAAAAUUUUAAUGUCUGUUCCAUAAUUAUUAAUAAUAUAACGACGAUUAAAAAAAAAAAGAAAGCAAGAUUUUGAAUAUCUAUAAAACUUUUUCUAAUAAUUUCUUCUAAACUGUUAUAACAAAUAUAAUAUUUUUGGAAAUGUUUAUUCAUCAGAAAUACAUAUCAGAAUAUUGUCUUUUUUAGAAGAUACGACUAGUAUUAUACGCAUAAUAUGUAGUUUGAGAUUUUUACGGACAAUGAAACAUAACUUUCUUUCAAAUAAAUAAAUUAAACAAUUAUCAAAUCGUUUGUACCUUUUUGGAUAUAUAGAUGUCCGAAAAUUUACAGAUUACGUUUAUGUAAUAAUGUUAAGUAUAACUUCUAAUUUAGAAGUAAUUACGAUGAGAUGUAGCUCUUUUGCGGCGUUUUUUGCAACGACUACAAUGUGGUGCCUUGAAAAAGAUUAUAAAAUUUCGAAUAACUAUUUAUUUUGUACGCUAACAUUUAUAUAGUGCAGUGUGUAUAUGACUUCGAGCGAUAUUAAAUCUAAAAUCUAUUUAUUAUUUAUUUUUACGUCCUCACUUUGAUAUCACGACUAUUUAAAGCGAUUCGUUUUGUACAAUGUUUAUUUCGUAUGAUAAUUUGUAAAAAUACUUCAUUAUUUAUGUCGCCCUAUAUAUUUUUAUAUAAAAUCGUUACUUAAUUUAAUAAAAUAAGUCAAUUUAUCCGAUUCGUACCUCUAAUGUAAAAAAGUGUAAUAUAUUAUUCCACAGCUUAUGUUUAUGUUAGGUAUUACAGAAUUAUGUACAAUAAAAGAAGUAUUUUUAUGUGAAGUCAUCUUGUAAACAUACAGAAUACAAAUAAGGUAUUUAAUGAAAAAGAUGUUUUAUUGUAGAUGUAGAAUCUUUACUGUGCAUAAAACAUUUUCAUUAAAAAAAAAAAAAAGAAAAAAAAAAGAAAAAAAAGAAAAAAAAAGUCAAUA
Molecule: messenger RNA, 8923 nt
Organism: Apis mellifera (honey bee)
Lineage: Eukaryota; Metazoa; Arthropoda; Insecta; Hymenoptera; Apidae
Gene: ptc
Product: protein patched
Exons: 13
Coding region: 3311-7303 (1330 amino acids)
Biological process (GO): smoothened signaling pathway
Cellular component (GO): plasma membrane
Molecular function (GO): hedgehog receptor activity; hedgehog family protein binding; smoothened binding
Source: RefSeq, a predicted model, not a curated record